AUGGACGGUCCACCUGGUGUGGAUGUGGAGUCAGUACCCGUGGCAACGGGAGCGCCUGUGCCAACUCCUAUACCUGCUUCAUCCUUGGUUCCAGCUGUAGAUACUACUACAUCUGAAGAACCGAAACACGAUGCAACACAACCGAUUGCAGACCCUCUUGCUGAUUCUGGAGAUGAGGAUGAUGAUGACGAUGUAGAAGUGACAAUUGGUGUCAUACCACCGGUCAAUGUGCAGUACAGUUUGAAAGGUCCACUCGAUGCUAAUGGAGACGCUAUCCCAGCAGGAAAGCUUGAUAUCGAUGCAGUACCUACCAUCAAUGAUAAGCCUAUCUAUGACAUUGAUCUGGCGCAAAUGGAAGAUCGGCCAUGGCGGAAACCUGGCGCAGACAUCACUGAUUAUUUCAACUAUGGGUUCACAGAGGACACAUGGAACACGUAUUGUGAGCGCCAGAAGAAGCUGAGGCAAGAGUAUAGUAAUCAAGCAGCCGUGAACAAAGCGCUGUUCUCUUCCAUAAACUUGUCAAACCCUCUUGGGAUGCCACCUACAACAACUGGGGGACGACAAUUAGUCCCACUCACUGAGGGAACUGUCAAAGUACUCACCGAUAAUGGAGGCAUAUUCAAACCGCAUUAUCACAAGCUUGCGACUGAUAAUUCUGAGCCCAUUAUGAGGACAGUCAUAGGCGCACCACCACCAACGUCUGCUCCACCUGGUCCACCCGGCGUGACGCCGACUAACGCCACAGCGCCCAUUGUCGACUUCAGCAAACCGCCUCCGAAUUUACCCCCACCUGCUGCAGCUACACCUGCACCGGCUACUUUACCGCCA
Messenger RNA from Cylicostephanus goldi, 828 nucleotides. Lineage: Eukaryota; Metazoa; Nematoda; Chromadorea; Rhabditida; Strongylidae. The record is from the annotation of a GenBank genome assembly.